Messenger RNA from Esox lucius (northern pike), 1933 nucleotides. It is a transcript of the gene eif4e1c, whose product is annotated as eukaryotic translation initiation factor 4E family member 1c. Gene Ontology annotation, biological process: translational initiation. The transcript is spliced from 7 exons. Gene Ontology annotation, cellular component: cytoplasm; eukaryotic translation initiation factor 4F complex. The coding region runs from base 117 to 779 and encodes 220 amino acids. The record is from RefSeq and is a predicted model, not a curated record. Gene Ontology annotation, molecular function: translation initiation factor activity; RNA 7-methylguanosine cap binding. Lineage: Eukaryota; Metazoa; Chordata; Actinopteri; Esociformes; Esocidae.
AGUGGCCUUUUUUGUCAUUCACAUACUCUUGAACAAAAAACGCUCCGUAGUUUUUUUGAGUGGCUGGUGACGCACCAGCGCCAGCGCUGAGCGGACAGGAAAAAAAAUCAGGCAAGAUGGCGACUUCGGAGCCGGUAAGCGAGAUUGAGAAAGCACCUGAAACAGAGGAGUCCCAACCAGAAGUGAUUCCCACUGCACCACCUGUUGUUGCUGGUUCUGAGCAGUAUAUCAAACAUCCCCUGCAAAACAAAUGGGCCCUGUGGUAUUUCAAAAACGACAAGAGCAAGAGCUGGACGGAGAACCUACGUCUCAUCUCAAAGUUUGACACAGUGGAAGACUUCUGGGCGUUAUAUAACCACAUACAGCAGCCUAGCAAGUUAGGCUUCGGCUGUGACUACUGCUUAUUUAAGGAUGGAGUGAAGCCGAUGUGGGAGGACGACAAGAACAAGCUGGGCGGGAGGUGGUUGAUGACUCUCAGCAAACAGCAGAGACAAGUUGAUCUCGACCGCUACUGGAUGGAGACUCUGUUAUGUUUAAUCGGUGAGUCAUUCGACGAGGCCAGUGACGACGUGUGUGGAGCGGUGGUCAACGUCAGACCCAAGGGAGAUAAAAUAUCCAUCUGGACCGGGAACUGUCAGAACAAGGAAGCCAUUGUGACGAUAGGGCAACAGUAUAAAGAGCGCCUGAGUCUCCCUAUCAAGCUCCUGAUUGGCUACCAGUCACACGAUGACACAUCUAGCAAGAGUGGUUCUACAACCAAGAACAUGUACUCAGUUUGAUCAACCCCCCCUCCCCCCCAGCUCAACUACCAACACACUGCAUCACCCAACACAUUAAUACUUUUUCACUUGUCAACUACUGUUACUGUCCUUCGCUGUUACAGACGAGAAACGUGUACAGUGUUAGAGCUGCCUCCCUAACACCUGAUUGACUGAUGGGCCAACAGCUGGUCCUCCUUAGAAUGAAAAUGGGGGAGGAAGGAGGGCAGCAUCAGCUGACGAUGUUGGGAUUUGAGUUAGAAGAUGGUUAUAUAAAAUUAGGUAAUUUUAGAGUUGGAGAGUACAUGUGACUAAUACCAGUGGCUUUCCCCUACUAGUUUAGCUGGGGAGACAUUCUGUCCUUUAGGCUUGGUUAAAAGACAGACACCUUUCUUAGCUGUAAAACUCUUUUCUUACGCAGAGUUUACUAUCACUCCCCGUUAAGAAAAGUGUUUCUCACCAACUACCCGUGAUAGGAAAAGGUAGAUGAGAUUCAUUCAUUGAGCAGAUUUUAAAGGCCGCCAGCGUUUUAACCUGCUUCAGUAGGAGGUGUUUGGCAUGAGAAGGGAUUGCAGAUGCGCCUGCUGCAGAAAAGACUACAGUAUCUUUAAAUAAAUAAAAAUACAUUUGUUAAAGAAUAGUCCUUACACACACUAGUGUGCAUAUUUUGUUGGGAAAAAGGCCACCUAUAGUUCCAGCCAUGUUGGGAUUGUGGAUUCUUUGCUUGUGUAACUAUUUUGAACUCCCUUUUUCCCCUUCCAUUUAUUUAUGAUAUAUGCAUUGCCGUUGAACUACUUAGUUGAAGGUCAACUAUGGAAAAAAAACUUAAGGUCUUUACAAUUGUUUUCCCUCUUUUUUUUCCUCAAAUGUUUAUUUUUAUUUUAUUUUUGUUAUUAAGGAGGCGAACGAUGUAGAGUGAAUAUCUAGUUUUUCUACAGUAUCAUACAGUACCAAGUAAAGAUGCCUGGAUGAGUUUUAGGUCUGCUUCUCAUCGUUUUCUUCCUAACAAAAACUGUAGAACAUUUUGCCCAACUCUUGGGCCAGUGCGACUGGAUCUAUCCAUCGUGAAAUGAUUUUGCUCAUAAUGUGUCUUUAUUAUCUGUAAUUCCAGGAUGUAUAUUAUCUUCUUUCAAGUAAAGGUUAAGUGCUUUGCAUUAAAACCAGAACCAAGUGGU